CGUGGACUAAACUGAGAUCUCUCUCGUUCCUCUUCAAAACCUCAGGCAAGAUGGCGGCCAUUCGAGUGGGCAAGUUGGGCAUCGAGACCAGCGCUCUGUUCCUUUGUGACAUGCAGGAGAAGUUCCGACAGCGCGUGGCGUUCUUCCCCGAGAUCGUAUCGUUUGCGGACCGGAUGUUGCAGGGAGCCCGCAUUCUGGACAUCCCCAUCCUGGUGUCAGAACAAUAUCCCAAGGGUCUGGGCCCAACGGUCCCGGAGUUGGGAACAUCAGGAAUGAGAAAGAUCAGCAAGACUUGCUUCACCAUGAUGUGCCCGGACUUGGAGCGAGAGAUCGAAUCUCUUCCCCGCCUGAAGUCCGUCAUUCUGUGUGGGAUCGAGACUCAGGCUUGUAUCAUGAGCACAACACUCGAUCUCCUCGAGAAAGGAUUCGAAGUCCACGUCAUCGCUGACGCCUGUUCAUCGCGCAGGUGA
This is a messenger RNA of Amblyraja radiata (thorny skate), 470 nucleotides long. RefSeq names its product isochorismatase domain-containing protein 2-like. The record is from RefSeq and is a predicted model, not a curated record. Bases 51 to 470 code for a protein of 139 amino acids. The transcript is spliced from 3 exons. Lineage: Eukaryota; Metazoa; Chordata; Chondrichthyes; Rajiformes; Rajidae.